AUGGCCCACGGAUCAAGCCUGCCCACAGCUGCCGUGCCCUGGAAUGGGCGUCACGCGACGAGUGCGGAUGGCUUUAUUGCCGGGCUGUACCUUGAUCUUGACGGCACGAUCCUGGAUGGUGACAUGCAUCAUGCCUGCUGGUACUUUCUGCAUCAGCUGCCCGCCUCAUUGACCAAGUUUUUACGCCUUGGGACCUAUCCGCUUGCCCUCCUCUUGGCCAUGGCCACCCAAGCCGUCCGCGGAGAAAGCGCAGCGGUCAAAAUUCUGGCCUGGCAUGCUACAGCGGGUCUCAAGGCGCCUGAUCUCAAAUUGGCGGGUCAACGCACGAGCGAGGUGCUGGCACGCAACAUUCGCCCUCAAGUACUUGCCGAACUGCGCGCCUACCAGGCAGAGGGCUUUUACGUUGGCAUUGUGACGGGCAACCUCGAGCCGCUGGUCCGCUCGCUGGUCUUUGAUGUCCUCAAAGCCAACGCUCUGGAAGGCACUCGCCUACUGAUCAAUGCCAAAGGCAUCGUGACAGGCAGAAUGGCGUGCCCCUCUUAUCCCAUAAUCCCGCGCGCCACAGGUCAGAUCGACGGCGCCGUAUGCGUGGCUGAGGAAAAGCGCCGGCGGCUUCGCGGUAAUCCCGUCCUGCACGAGCUCGAGUAUACCAUUGGCUAUGGCAACAGUGGCAACGACAUUCCCUUCAUGUCCCUGAUGACCACGGCCAAGGCCAUUACCCCUUCGGCGCGGCUCUGGCGCCACGCCACGCAGGCUGGUUGGCCUGUUUAUACACCAGUUGCUCUGCCCUCUGAGCUGGCCCUCUUUGCCCGCAUCUACGCAACUGUAUAG
Messenger RNA from Monosiga brevicollis MX1, 831 nucleotides. RefSeq lists its product as uncharacterized. NCBI's taxonomy places the organism in Eukaryota, Choanoflagellata, Craspedida, Salpingoecidae. The record is from RefSeq and is a predicted model, not a curated record. The transcript has 6 exons. The coding region runs from base 1 to 831 and encodes 276 amino acids.